UAGGGAAAGAGUGCUAGUGACAUAUAGCAAGAUCCUUCAGGAUCAAGGUGCCUACUGCACGUGUUAUGCUCACGGUAAUAGAUCUACUCCCGAAAUGGCCGGACUGCAGACUGCAGCAAAGCACAAGAGCUCAACAUCUCAACAUGUCCUUGUGUUCCUUCCCAAGCAAAUAAAUACUAUUCCAUACCUUUACCUUUAUCUCAUCGAUGAAGUCGAAGAGGAACGACAAAGACGGGCAUGAAGUAGAGGAUGGCUUGUCUGGCUCUUCGGUCCACUCGACCAAACUCACCAAACGUCAGGCGCCGAUUAGCAGGCAGUCGUUACCGUUGAUCCACGAGAUGCUGUCCAAGACUCGCAAGUCAUUGCAGCUGAGUGCCAAUACUGCUUCAGAGUAUGCCGUCACGGCGGAAACGGCAGGUUGGAAUCGGAGUACUGCUAGUAGCGACCAUGGCGGUCGAUCCUUUGGCAAUUCCUGUAAUAAUACAACCAGUUCCACUUGUACCAGCCAAAAUGGGGAGACAGAAGCACGACGCAGUUUUGGCUUGGUAACUCCAGAAGUUACGUUGGUACAGCCACAUGCGGAACAGGAAAAGCAAGCACGGAUUGACAAGGCGUUGCAUUCCAUCAACAAACUUCAAUUCGAGUCAGUAGGAUUAGUGGGACGAUCCAAGGAGAUUCAGAUCCUCCAGCACCUCUUGUCAUUGUCAUUGCCCACCAAGAAGGUACUCCUGAUUAGUGGGGCGUCCGGGUGUGGCAAGACGGCGCUCGUCAAUACGGCACUCCAAGAACCCGUUUGGGCAAAACAGGGAGUUUUUGUACGGGGGAAAUUCACAAACAAUCAUCAACGUGAUACUACCAGCACAUGUAGUACCAAUAUCAAUAAUCACCCUCUCUCCGGGAUUGGCAAAGCCUGCAAUCAGCUGUGUACCGACAUGGUACAAAGGUAUCAGCAAAGUCAGCCAGACAGGCUCUGCAAGAUGCGGGAGCAAUUGGAAGCACAGAUUGAUGCACCCCUGCUAUGUCUUCUGGAAACCACCAUACUACCCAACCUGGUCCAUAUCUUGGAAUUCUCUCUUCCGUCAACAUCAUCCUCCGACUGCCAACAAGAUCGUCCGAAUGACAAGACACCAGAAGAUCAUGGAACCACCACACGACGAGCCCGACGACCAUCUCUGCGACGUCGCAAUACCUUCAACCAGAGCCAACUACAAGGGUUCAUUCGCAGUGCCAGUCGCCAGCAACAUCCAAACACCACCAAUCGACGAGCCAGACGGCCGUCCAUGGGAUUCCCGGAAAGUAUUUCUUCCUACGAGAGCAGUUUGACCAGUGGUGGUGUUGAUCCUGUCACAAUAAGCGCCAAACGACGAUUGGCCGCCACCGUGGACCCGCGUCACUCCAAACUAUUGCUACAAUACGCCAUUCGAGCAUUCUUACGAAUCAUGGCCGCAGAUCUGGGUGAUGGAUCACCUCUCGUCUUUGUCAUGGAUGACCUGCAAUGGAGUGAUAUGCCAUCCAUGGACAUGUUUCAGGCCAUUGCCACAGAUCCAGAGAUGCCUCACAAUCUAAUCUUGGUCGGAUGCUUUCGGUCCAACAUUAUUAGUUCAUCAUCACAAGACGAUGGUACCGACAAGAAGAAAGACGACAAUCAUCUGGAUGCCGACAAUAGCAACGUUGAUACCACGGCAGAAGAACCGCAAACUCAAUCCCCUCCUCUUGUCCGAGCCAUUCAACAACUCACAGAAGACAGCCAAAAAGACGAUGCUUCCUUUCAUCUGACCCAAAUCGCACUUGGCAAUCUAUCCCUCGAAUCCGUCCAACAACUCAUUGAAGAACUCUUGUCCGUUCCGCCAUCUCGAGCCUUGGAGUUGGCACAGAUAUGCUACAAACGAACACUGGGGAAUGCAUUUUUUGUCAAGGUCUUUUUGAAAAUGUUGCACGAAAUCAACAUUUUACAGUUUGAUCUCGGGUCGUUCUCAUGGACGUGGCACGACAAGGCCGUCGAACGAGAAUCGGCCGCCACCGAUAAUGUCGUCUCCUUGAUACAAACCAAACUAAAACGAGAUGAAGGGCAGCGUGGACCCAUGAGUCUCUUGCUCCAAGUCGCGUCCCUGCUGGGGAGUAGCUUUGAUCGUCGUGCCAUUCUCAUUAUUUGGGAGGGACUGCAAAAGGCGGCAGCGCAGCAUCAUGAUCCCAGUACGAAUAAUGAAGGCAACGUAUACAAGCACAUUCCAAAAUACCGCGAUUGUCUAUUGUUACCGGCCAAUAAUACGGAUGAUACUGUCGAUGCCUUGCUCGAACAGGCAGUAAUUGAAAUGAUGAUUGAGAAGGUCGGAGACCAAAACGCGGCAACAUCGUCCAACGAUGCAGGAGGAGGAGACGUAUACUAUCGGUUUGGGCAUGAUUCGAUACAAGAAGCCUGCUUGAGCCGUGUCCCUUUGGCAGAGCUGGACGAAUUCCGUAGCAUCAUGGGGCAUUGCCUUCACCAGAACUUGUUGCCUGACGAGCUCGAACAAUGGCUCUUUGUGGUGGUGGAUCUACUCAACAAUAAUGACAGCGGAAACUGCAGCGUGGAUGUGGCUGCCUUGAAUGCGCGAGCGGCCGAAAAGGCCAAAGAAUUGGCAGCCUUUCGAUGCGCCGUUCGUUACGUCGAAUACGGCAUUCGAAACAUGAAUGCCAGUGCCGACAUUAUGUGGAGCCAUCAUGCCGAACUGGCAAUACUGUUGCACUCGCUCGGAGCCGAGGCCGAAGAAUGUG
Molecule: messenger RNA, 2754 nt
Organism: Seminavis robusta
Lineage: Eukaryota; Bacillariophyta; Bacillariophyceae; Naviculales; Naviculaceae
Source: the annotation of a GenBank genome assembly